Sarcophilus harrisii (Tasmanian devil) is the source of this 2780-nucleotide messenger RNA. RefSeq names its product guanylate-binding protein 1. Gene Ontology annotation, molecular function: GTP binding; GTPase activity. NCBI's taxonomy places the organism in Eukaryota, Metazoa, Chordata, Mammalia, Dasyuromorphia, Dasyuridae. The transcript has 11 exons. The record is from RefSeq and is a predicted model, not a curated record. Bases 210 to 1970 code for a protein of 586 amino acids.
AUUUCCAUUUUUUUCUUUCUCAGAAUUCGUUUAUAAAAUGAAACCAUCACAGCCCAGUGAUCAGAGAGCUUUGGACAAACAAACUGACAAGGAGAUGGUUGGAGUAAUGGGGGUAACAGAGAAGGGGAAUCAAGGGAGUCACCAACGCAACAAAACAACAAAGAUCUGGAAAUUGUGAAGUGAAAAAGAGGUGACACUCCACCUCCAACAUGGCCGGUGAUCAUUUGAUGCUAGCCCCAAUCUGCCUGAUUGAAAACAAUAAUGGGCAAUUCAUGGUGAACCAGGAAGCACUGCAGGUGCUUAGGACAUUUACCCAGCCUUUAGUGGUGGUGGCCAUUGUGGGGCUCUGUCGCACUGGAAAAUCCUACCUGAUGAACAAGCUGGCAGGGCGGAGAACUGGCUUCUCCCUUGGAUCCACCGUGCAGUCUCACACCAAGGGCAUCUGGAUGUGGUGUGUUCCUCACCCCACGAAGCCGAAUCACACCCUUGUUCUCUUGGACUCUGAAGGCCUGGGUGAUGUGGAGAAGGGAGACAACAAGAAUGACAAGUGGAUCUUUGCCCUGGCUGUGCUAUUGAGCAGCACCUUUGUCUACAACAGCAUGGGUACCAUUGACCAGCAGGCCAUGGAAGACAUUUAUUAUGUGACAGAACUGACAGAUAAAAUCAAGGCAAAGUCCUCCUCUAGAACUGAGCAGAUGGAUGACUCCAUGGAACUUGUGAGCCUCUUUCCAGACUUUGUGUGGACUGUGCGUGACUUCAUCUUGGAGCUGAAAAUCAAUGGGCAGCCUGCCACCCCUGAUCAGUACCUGGAGAAUGCCCUGAAACCAAAGAAAGGUACCAGUGAAGAAGCUGGAAUGUGUAUCCAGAAGUUCUUUAGAAACAAGAACUGCUUCGUCUUUGCCCCACCUGCUUAUGGAAAGAAGCUCUUAAAGAUUGAGCAACUUCAUGAUGAUGAACUUGAUGCAGACUUUGUGAAAAGUGCUGAAAAUUUCAGCAAUCAUAUCUACAAUAAAGCGAAGGCCAAGACUCUCCCUGGAGGUGCCAUGGUCAAUGGGCCACGCCUAGGAAACCUGGUUGUGAACUAUGUGGAGGCCAUCACCAGUGGAGAUAUUCCCUGUAUGGAGAAUGCGGUCUUGGCUCUGGCUGAGCUAGAGAAUUCAGCUGCAGUUCAAAAGGCCUUUACAGUGUAUGAAAAGAUGAUGAGACUGGGGAUCCAGUUCCCCACAGAAACCAUUCAAGAACUGCUCUGUUUAUAUGACAUCUGUGAGAGGGAAGCCAUUAAUGUCUUCAUCAAGGACUCUUUCAAGGAUGUGGACCAGAAAUUCCAAAAAGCACUAGAGAACCAACUGAAAGCCAAGCUAGAUGAAUUCUGUAAACAAAAUGAAAGAGAGUCGCAAGAUCGCUGCACAGCUUUGCUUCAGGAUAUUUUCAGGCCUCUGGAGGAAGCAGUGAAGCAGAGUGCCUUCUCCAAACCAGGGGGCUAUGACAUCUACCUUCAGCAGAUGCGAGAGCUCCAAAAGAAGUACAACCAGCAGCCCAAGAAGGGGAUCCAGGCAAACAAGAUUCUGGAAGAAUACUUAAAGUCAAAGGAAACUGUAGCUGAUACAAUUAAGCAGGCAGACCAAAGGCUUACUGAAAAAGAAAAUCAGAGGAGAGAGCAAGAGAGGCAAGCACAAGCUGCAGCAGAGGCUGCAAGAAGGAUGGAGAUGGAGCUAAGGAGGCAGGAGCAGAUCAACUGGGAAAUCCAAAGGAGACAAGAAGAAGAAAUAAGACAAAUGUUUAUACGUAUGGAAACCGAGAAGAGAAGAUUGUUGGAAGAACAAAAGAGAGAGAGGACUAGGAAACUAGAGGAAGAAGCACGAAAAAUCCAGGAAGAACAAAGAAGGGCAAUGGCUGAACAGGCACGAAAUCUCCAGAAAUUUCGGCAGCAAUAUAAUAACCAUAGCUCAGAUGUCUGUCCUAUAUUGUGAAGAUAUGAGCUUCACCAUCUCACCCAGAGCUACAGAGUUGUUUCCAAGAGAAAUGUUGACAGUUCACUGGAGACUCAGCUUGCUGAAGUAAUAAUAGAAUUGGAUAACUGAAUGACCAAAGGCAUUGGUUAAACCCUGGUCCAAAGGAUGUGCCUUUAAAAAAAUAAUAUUCCUGACUAGUAAGUGACCCUUCAGCCUUUGCUCAAAGUUCCCCAAAGACAGAGACUUCACUGCCUUUUUAGGCAAAGCAUCUUGAUCCACUUUUGGUCAGCUCUCUUUGUUCGGAGGUUUUUCCUUAGCAGGGCAGGAGUUUUCCCUACAAAUGCCACCCAACUCUGCUUCCUGUGAAUGAUCUCACCUUGUCCAACCCUUCCCAUUUUGAAAUGGAAACUGGAAAAGAAGACAAGAAAAAAAAGGAGAAAAGGGACAUUUGAUGGCUUGAAGCAUAUCCCCAAAGAAGCUUGCUGCUGCUGCACUUUCCCAUGUGGGAUCUCUAGUUCUAGGGCCUCUUUUCAUAUAAGGGUAUGGGUUUACUGCUCAGAAGUGGACAAAUGCUCUCCUUCCUCUCCCUUACGAAUGUCAACAAAUCAGUACUGUUUGCUAUAGAUCAUUGUACCUGCGUUAGUAGUUGGGCUGUCACCCCAGGACAAGCUUAGGUGCCUCUGAGCAGUGGGAAAAAGCUGAACAACUGACUAGAUGAGGAGGUGAAAGAUGUGUGCCCGAUCAAUGGAUUAACUCAGAGGGUGGCAUCCCAAGAGCAGCACACUAGGCAAGGGUGAGAGUUGCAAAAAGGUUCCCUUCUUGCUGAUG